CCCACCCCCGCCCCGCACGCCACAGGGCCGUGGCCUGUUCUCACGCUCUUUCUGGCUUUCCGUGAGGCCCGAUCAGAUUUGGAGGGAAGCGAACGUCGUUAAAUUCGACGAAGAGCCCAAACGGAGGUGAACGACAUGUCGAACGGUUAUGAAGACCACAUGGGAGGUGAAGAACCGAAGGAUGCCAAGAGCAACCUGAUAGUGAACUACCUGCCUCAGAACAUGACGCAGGAUGAGCUGCGGAGCCUCUUCACCAGCAUCGGAGAGGUGGAGUCAGCUAAGCUAAUUCGAGACAAAGUUGCAGGCCACAGUUUAGGGUACGGAUUUGUUAACUAUGUUAACCCUAGUGAUGCAGAAAGAGCUAUCAAUACACUGAAUGGACUAAGGCUACAGUCCAAAACUAUCAAGGUUUCAUAUGCAAGACCCAGUUCUGAUAGCAUAAAGGAUGCCAACCUGUAUAUCAGCGACCUGCCCAAGACCAUGAGCCAGAAGGAUGUGGAGGACAUGUUUACACGUUUUGGACGCAUCAUUAACUCCCGUGUACUUGUUGAUCAGUCUACAGGUCUUUCACGUGGGGUAGCAUUUAUUCGAUUUGAUAAGCGGUCUGAGGCAGAGGAAGCCAUCAAAACCCUGAAUGGCCAGAAACCAACUGGAGCAACUGAGCCAAUCAUUGUGAGAUUUGCUGCCAACCCAAACCAGCCUAAGAACACCCAACUCAUCUCUCAGCUCUACCACAACCAGUCCCGGCGCUUUGGAGGACCAGUACACCACCAGGCACAACGCUUUAGGUUUUCACCCAUGAGUGUUGAUCACAUGGGUGGCAUGGGAGGUGUCAAUGUCCCUGGGAACUCCAGCAAUGGUUGGUGUAUCUUCGUCUACAACCUGGGCCAAGAUGCAGAUGAGAGCAUCCUAUGGCAGAUGUUUGGCCCAUUUGGUGCAGUUACCAAUGUCAAGGUGAUCCGAGAUUUCAACACCAGCAAAUGCAAGGGCUUUGGCUUUGUUACCAUGACGAACUACGAAGAGGCGGCCAUGGCCAUCGCUAGCCUCAACGGCUACCGGCUCGGAGACAAGAUCUUGCAAGUGUCCUUUAAAACCAGCAAGGGCCACAAGUAGAAAGUGCUUGAUAAUCACUUAUAGAGAAGAAAGUAAAGUCAUAAGUCAGUCUUCGAUUACAAAAAAAUGUAAAUUGGCAAAGUGUGACACAGUAACUGGUUUUUUUAGUGUGAUCCCAGUUAAAAAUGUUGAAAAACGGUGUCUAGGCACAAGUUGGGUUUUUUGUUUGUGGGUUUUUUUUUUUUUUUUUUUGUCCCCACACCUUGUCACCUCUUUUUCGUCUUUAUUUGCAUGGAGCUUAAUGACAUUCAGUGUUUGUAAUUUUUGUGGAGCGAAGGGGGAAGAUGAUCUGAAUUAUUUAAAUUUUUGCAAUGAUCAGAAAUCUAAAAUAUUGGCUUUAAGUGUUGCGUCUUAAAUGGACUAAUUGUGACUCGAAAAAAUUGGUCCUCCACAAAGACAAAAACACCCUAGAGUCAAGGGAUAUUCUGUUUAAAAAAAAAUGGGUUUCAUGUCAGAACAUUUCUUUGUUCUGACCAUAUGUAGAAAUGGAUGUCUUAAAUGAUCAUCCAGUAGACAGAACACAUCACAACCAAGACAUCAGAGCAAAGCACUUUGAACCAGUGUGUUUUAGAUUACUAUGAAUGUCGGCCUGUACAAAAGUAAGUGUUCCCUCCCCCAUUAUUUAGAAAAGUAUAUGAUUUUCUAAGAUGUAUUUUUAGGAGAAUACAGCUGAAAAUAUUUUCCAGUUAAAGAGGAGGUAAUUUAAUGGACCAAAGGCAUGAAGAGAUUGAUCUGAUCCCCCACAUGUAGAUUCUGAGCAGACUAUGCUGACUGACAGCGCCACUGCUGGCCCACGUUUUUUUUUUUUUUUUUUUUUUUUUUUUGAAUCCAUUUUGGUCUCUUGAGAAAUAGAUUUAUAGUUGAGAUACAAACUUGUUUUAAUGAGUGCUUAGCUCAAGUUUGUAGAGAGCGUAAUGGCCUUUGUUCCUGAUUUUUCUUUUUUGUUUCUCUUUUGACAUAACCAUUAAAUUUUUUGUUUU
Molecule: messenger RNA, 2093 nt
Organism: Thalassophryne amazonica
Lineage: Eukaryota; Metazoa; Chordata; Actinopteri; Batrachoidiformes; Batrachoididae
Product: ELAV-like protein 1
Exons: 6
Coding region: 136-1113 (325 amino acids)
Cellular component (GO): ribonucleoprotein complex
Molecular function (GO): RNA binding
Source: RefSeq, a predicted model, not a curated record